AUGAGGAAUCCCUUCCGCCGCCGGGUCAAGAAGAACGACUCCACUGGUGGCUCCGAUAGCUUCGCCGUCCCAGCAGACCUCAUGCCCCGGCCGCCGCUCUUCGCGCCUACCCACCGCUCCGCCCAGCUGCUCGCCUUCCUCCCUCCCGCCGUCAUCGAGCGCGUCUUCGCCUUCGUGUGCCCCCACACUCGCGACGAGAGCUACGACUCAUGUGAGGGCAGCGCAGCUUCCAUCGACUCGCUGUGCAUGCUCUGCGACCUGCGCGACCUGGCGCAUUCCGCCCGUGUCUGCCGCGCCUGGCGGGCCAUUGCCAUUAGAGCUUUCGUCCGCAUCGACCCUGUCCACUACUGCCCCCGCGAGGCAUGGCUCGCCGAGAGGCGCAAGAAGACGUCCCGUUUCGACCGCAAUGGCGUCCCCGAGGAUCCUGCCCAAGCCCGUUUGCGACUCCUCCGCCGUACCGUCCGCGAUGAUCCAACCCGCCUCGGCAAGCUAGUUCAGUUCCUCAAGAUGCCUUAUAUGUUGCGCGAAUCGUGCCAAGUCGAGCUCGCCCAGACCAUCGCCGUGCUUCCCAAUCUGCACUUCGUCGAUCUGCCCGAGGGCAUGUUCUCCGACGACCCCCACUUUGCAACGCUACGGCUCGAAGUCCAGGCGCGUUGUCCCAAUCUGCGAAAGAUGACCUAUGUCGGGGGGUCUGAACGAAGCUUCGCCAUGCUGGCUUCGGGCCAGAUCUGGCCUCGCUUGGAGGUGCUGGAGAUUAACAAUCUUGACAUCGACCCCAUCACCGUCCGUGCCGUUCUCGGCUGCCUGCCAAACCUCCAGGCCUUGAAGGUCUCGGAGACGCCAACCCUCACCGACGAGGUACUGUCCUCCGGUGACGGUCUCCCUACUCUCCCACCUCUCAAAGAGCUCGUUCUCAAGGACACUCCUCGUGUGACGGUCAAGGGACUUAUUGAGUACCUCGCCUGGCAGGAGACACAGCAAGCCCUUAGGGUGUUGACCCUCAAAGACACGGGCGUCCACCCUUCUAGCCUUCAGGAGAUCCUGACCAUGGCCUCCUCGCUCAAGACCCUCGCUAUUCAGACAAAGGUUAUAGACCAGUUCCCCAGCUCGCCAAACAUUCGACCGUUGGCAUCCCGUUCGUUGGAGACGUUCCGGUAUGAGAUAUCCGGGGCCUCAUCUGCCAGCGCCUUUUCCAGCAUGACAACGGGCUACUACAACUAUCUCGCCUCGUCCAUCAUGGGCGGCGGCUUUCCCCGACUGCGCCGCCUAUACGUCCAAGACGAUACGUUCCCAGAGCAGCUUCAGGGCCUUCCACCUCCUAACGCUGCAUUUUCCGGCGGUCAUGUUCGCUCGGGCUCUAACUCUUCUAUCAAGUCCACUCCGGGAUUCAGUCUCUCACCCCGCUCUGCCAACCUCUCACCACUCGCUCCGCCCCGGCGACCUGUCUCGAAUGUGCCCGUGAAUCGGCGGUUCAGCUCCAACAAUCCCUUCGCUGCACGGAACCCCACCUCACCACCCCCAACACACACCCUCGAAGUCUUUACCAAGAGCGAUGAGUUCGGCAAAUGGAACUUUGCCCGCGUUGAUACGUUCAAGUCAAUCGCCGCGCCGUCUCGUCGACCGGUCAGCAGCUAUGGGUUGGCGGCCGAUGUCGCAGGGUCUGGAUGGGACGGAGGCGACGCCCGGCGGAGCGUCAUGGUCGGCAACGGCGCAGGAGGAUUCUUGGCCGUACCAGGAAUGGAUACUAAUCAGAACGAGUUUGACGAUGGAUCUGAGUCGUGGAGACCCACAAGUAGUGGAGGAGAACCACGAGGGAGUCGCGAUCUGUGGAGAUGA
Messenger RNA from Ilyonectria robusta, 1836 nucleotides. RefSeq lists its product as uncharacterized. NCBI's taxonomy places the organism in Eukaryota, Fungi, Ascomycota, Sordariomycetes, Hypocreales, Nectriaceae. Bases 1 to 1836 code for a protein of 611 amino acids. The transcript is spliced from 2 exons. The record is from RefSeq and is a predicted model, not a curated record.